AUCGAAGUUAUCAAAUUGUUGUAACUUGUAGCCCAUUUAAUAAUACUGUGCUCAUAGAUAUUAAAUUUGCAGCUCAAUCAAUUAUUUAAACUAAUACUAUUAUUCACGAUGGUUUCGGGAGGAAUAAAAGAACACACCGUAACUGACGAUCCUCCGUAUUCCAGAUUAUUUGUCGUUUACAACAGAAAGGAUCCCAUUACAGAAACCGAACUGAGAAACGAUUUUGGCCAAUUUGGUGAAGUCCAAGAUGUGUUCAUCGUUAAAGAUAAAGCUACCGGAGAUUCUAAAGGAGUUGCGUAUGUUAAAUUCCCUAAGAUGUCGGAAGCUGCUCUUGCCAUGGAAAAACUCCACAAUACUCCUAUCACAGGACACACCGGAGUGUACAAAGUGUACAUAGCCAAAAGUCGAGGAGAAUCAAGAGGACCUGAUCACGAUGAUCCAGAUCGUUUUUUUCGAUUAUUCAUCGUCGUACCAAAAACUGCCACGGAAGAUGAUAUUAGAGAGUAUUUCACGAAAUUUGGAGACGUUACUACAGUGAAAUUAUUACGCCAUAAAGAUACCAACGAAAGUAGAGGACUUGGUUAUGUAACAUACGCGAGAGUACACGAUGCUGCCAAAGCUGUAGAAAGUGGUGAAAACGAGCUAGGAUAUAAAGCUGUGAUAGCUCGACCUAAAGAGAAAUUGCAACCUGCUGAUUCCAGUAAUGCUAAACAUUCUUCUAGUUAUCCUUCGUAUUCAAAUACUAGUACUCCUUCUCCUCGCCCAACCAAUAAUAUCUCCAGCAAGAUUGAUCUCCAUGUGAGCGGAGACAGUAUUCAGGGUGAGGACUCUUUCCAAGCUACGGUUUCUUCCAAGUUGAACAAAGAUCACAUAUUUCGAUUGUUCGAUAUAGCUCCUGGUUUAAGAAAUAUACAAAUUACUUCGCAAAGCAUGUAUCGAACUGAUGUAGUAGCUACCUACACUUCGGCUCUAGCUGCUGAAUAUGCACUGAAUAAACUGCAAGGAUUGGAGUAUCCAUUAGGAGAAUACAUUUGUGUAGAAUCAAAAGGAGUUAAUAAACCAGCCAUAGUAACAGCUCCAAGUUACACGAGUAAUAUAUCCGCUGGCGGAAGUAUCGGAGCUAAACGUGAUUAUAGAGGGGAUCAAAUCAUCGAACAUCGAAGCUCCUCUCCUGUCGGUUUGGAUACAAAUCGUGAAGUUAAUUCAAAACUCAGUGCUUUAACGAAAGCCCUUUCUGAAGCGACAGCGUUGCUAAAAACAGCAGGAAUCUCUACUGAUACUCUGGGUUUUGAUGAAGUGACUGAAAAGUGGAGCUCAUCUUCGUAUUGCCAUUUUCCAUUACCACCGCCUCAAAAAGUUCUUCCCAAAUCUGCUUUCAAUGAAAAUACUGGAAUGCGGUUGUUUUUCGUUGGCCAUCCAACUGCUCCUCCGUUAGAUGCUUUAUACGAUGUGUAUUGUAGAUUUGGUAAUUUCGCUGGUGCCAGUAUUUUGCAAAGAAAAAAUUAUGGUUAUUUGUAUUUCACUUGUUCUCAGUCAGCUCAGAGAGCCAUUGAAGUCACCGAUGAUAAAUUAAUCUCUGGCGUUUCAAUUAAAGUUUUGCCAGCUGAGCCGAAAACCGAACCCAGUAAUAAAAGAAAGAAGACGGAUACGAUGUAACCAGGACUGUAAGUAGUAAGAUUACAAACUAAUAACUGCUACUCACGUUUUUUGUGCCAGUUUACUCGAAAACAACAUAUUGACGAUAACAUACCUUUUAUACAUUAAAUUUACUGAACAUUCUCAGAGGAUAUAAAUAGACUAUUUUCAUAGUUUAACCGAAGAAUAAACAAUUUUUUGUUCACCUACUGAUUUUUAAAUAAAUGACUACGUAGUAGAUGAACGAUCUACGUACCUACUCGAUAGAUUUAAUUAUUAGGUACUUUGCUUAUUGUUUAAGGUAAGCAUGACAAUUUACAAUUUUUUUUUAUUUUUGUAAAAUAUGUUAUGCGUAUAAUAUAUAUUUUUGUACGGUUAAACUGCAUUUUCUCAUUACUAUUAUACUAUUAUUAAAAAUAAUACUUACUGUACCUCUACUUACUGCGAGAACUUGCCAAAAAAUAGGACUUUUUUUUGACAAUUUUGGGGGCGAAAACAAAACUGUUUUACAUUACAAGUGCCAUCUAGACGUUUAUUACACCAAAAAUAACAGAUAACUUGCAUUGGAACAAGACAAGGAAUUAGACAACUACCUACCCAAACAAGUACGAUAGCGGAUUCAUUCACCUCGUAUUUCUACCUUGAAUGGGUAAUAAAAUAACACUUCGUAAACGCAGAGAAGAUACUUUCAAUUGGAUGGAUAUGGAUUUAUAUAAUGAAGUCGUUUUGAGAUCGUAUCAAGUAUUGUCAACUAGUUAUUUUUUGGACGCGCCUAUUCGGUUUGUACGAUAACAAAUUGUUUUGCAGAAAAAUUGUGAUGUUUCCGAAGAACUGAUCAGGAUUACUUGAUGAACUAAAAACGAGUUUUGUGAUUCAUUUCUUCUGCGAUUGUAACGUUCAGAGAGAUGCACAAUUGUGAUUGAUUGGGUACUUUCGAUGAAGAUACCUCAUUUGUGAUUUUUUUGUGUUGCGAAGUUGUAUUUGAUAUUCGUAUGAUUGUGAUAUUUCAAGAAAUGAAUAUAUUGCGGUGUUGAUUAAUUAUGAAUAA
Messenger RNA from Planococcus citri (citrus mealybug), 2683 nucleotides. RefSeq names its product RNA-binding protein 45-like. The transcript has 13 exons. Gene Ontology annotation, molecular function: RNA binding. The record is from RefSeq and is a predicted model, not a curated record. The coding region runs from base 109 to 1656 and encodes 515 amino acids. NCBI's taxonomy places the organism in Eukaryota, Metazoa, Arthropoda, Insecta, Hemiptera, Pseudococcidae.